GCAAAAAAAAGAGGAGAGAGAGAGAGAGAGAGAGAGAAUACUGAUUUUGUACAGAGAGAUUGGAAUGGAAAUAGAGAGAGACAGAGAGAAAAAAAACAAACAAACAAACAAAAAAACAGAGACGAGCAGAGCACGCAUGAUUUGGGUAGGGACAAUGACAUGCCCCAUAUAGAAUAGACAUCAUCUUUCAUCAAAUCAAUGACCAAACCCAUUAUCCAAAUCCCAAAUCUUGAUUGUUUGUAUUAGGAAGUGGGUUGUGUUUGGAGGAGGAGUGGUGGUGGUGGUGGGUUUUUGUGGAUUGGGUAAAAAAAUGAAUAUGAUGACAAUGGAGGGAAUGAUGGAUAGGGGUGUUUUGGAAGAUAUAAUAAGGAGGUUGUUGGAGGGAAAGGGUGGAAAACAGGUUCAGCUCUCGGAAGGUGAGAUCCGUCAGCUCUGCGUCAACGCUCGCCAAAUCUUCCUCUCUCAGCCCAAUCUUCUCCAGCUCCAUGCCCCCAUCAGGAUCUGUGGUGAUAUACAUGGACAAUACCAAGACUUGUUGCGAAUUUUUGAAUAUGGCGGCUUUCCUCCUGCUGCAAAUUACCUCUUUCUUGGUGAUUAUGUCGAUCGGGGAAGACAAAGUUUGGAAACAGUUUGUUUGCUCCUGGCCUACAAAAUAAGAUAUCCCGACAAAAUUUUCCUUCUAAGGGGAAACCACGAAGAUGCAAAGAUCAAUCGUAUUUAUGGAUUUUAUGAUGAAUGUAAAAGAAGAUUCAACGUUAGGCUUUGGAAGAUAUUCACCGACUGCUUUAAUUGUUUGCCAGUCGCUGCCCUCAUUGAUGAAAAGAUACUUUGCAUGCACGGAGGACUUUCUCCAGAGUUACAAAAUUUGAAUCAAAUAACGGAAAUUCAGAGGCCAACUGAUAUUCCAGACAAUGGUCUCCUAUGCGAUCUACUCUGGUCUGAUCCAGACCCUAGAGUUGAUGGUUGGGCAGAUAGUGAUCGAGGUGUUUCAUGUACUUUUGGAGCUGACAAGGUGGCUGAGUUUUUGGAUAAGAAUGACCUAGAUCUCAUUUGCCGGGGUCAUCAGGUAGUGGAGGAUGGAUAUGAGUUUUUCGCUAAACGAAGGCUAGUCACAAUAUUUUCAGCGCCAAACUACGGUGGGGAGUUUGAUAAUGCAGGUGCUCUAUUGAGUGUUGACAAAUCCCUAGUGUGCUCUUUUGAGAUAUUAAAACCGCUUGAUUACAAACAAACACCUAGCAGUUCUAAGACACCCCUUAAAAAGCCCCCAAAACUUGGAAAGACCUGAGUGUGUUUGAAGAUUUCUUUGGGUCGAUAGGGAAGAGCAGCGAGCUCAGUUCUUUUUGUUAGUGAAUGUUUCAGCUAAUAGAUGAGCUUUUUGUGGAGAAGCUGUCGUAUUUAAUCCAAAUACAGAUGAGAUUAUCAAGAGAUUAUGAAGCUUUCAGAUAGUUUUCGAGUGCAACAGAAAUUAUCAAAAAACACAAAAAAGAUCUGUAAAUCAGCAAGACACGGGCGAUAUCUUCUGUGCAAGAACACUGAGGUUUUUUAGUCUUUGGUUGGUUGCUUGCUUUAUAUACUCACAAUAUCCGAUAAAUCGGCAUUCAAUUUGGAAAUGCCGAUUGUGGAUGAUGAGCCUGCCAUAAUUUUGGGUGAUUUUAUAUUUGUACAUCGAUGAUAUGUUGUGUUCUGCUGAAAUUUUUUUUUUGGGGGUAUGUUUUCAUGUAGACGAUGGCAAGCCAGAGGCUUGGAAACAAUUUCCAGAAGUAGAAGACUUCUAAU
Molecule: messenger RNA, 1776 nt
Organism: Camellia sinensis
Lineage: Eukaryota; Viridiplantae; Streptophyta; Magnoliopsida; Ericales; Theaceae
Product: serine/threonine-protein phosphatase PP1 isozyme 9
Cellular component (GO): cytoplasm; nucleus
Molecular function (GO): protein serine/threonine phosphatase activity
Source: RefSeq, a predicted model, not a curated record